CGGCGCGCAAUUCUGCCAAAGCACGGGGGACUGGCAGCUGCAGCUGAAACUACACACACCGCUCUGGCAACUCCAGAGGAAUGGCUCUCCCCAAGUACAAGAUUCAGCUGCAUAGCCACCUGGACUCAUGCAUGCGUCACGCGACUAUAUGGGAGCUGGCACAACAGAAAGGCUUGGACUUGGGUUACAAAAGCGUGGAAGAUGUCCGAGAAAGGACGAGACCAAAAGAGGGCACCACGCUCGCCAACUUCCUGAAGGAAAUCUUCGUCUUCCUCAAGGUCGUAGUCGGCGACCGGGAGGCCAUGGAGCGCGUGGCUUACGAGGCGGCCAUCGACCAGGCGACCGUGGGCGUGCUGUACAGCGAGAUGAUGCUGUGUCCUCAGAUGCUGGCCUCUUCAAGCACUACGCUCCGGUGGCAAGGGAUGCCCGAGAGCAUGGUCAGCACCAGGGACGCACUGGACGCUGCGCUACAGGGACUGCGCAAGGCUGAGCUGGAGACGGGCGCCAAGUUCAGGCUCAACCUGUCUUGCGCUCGUGGAAUGCCCGAGUGGGCGCCCGAAGUUCUGGAGCUCUGCCGUGAGUACAGCGGCCGAGGCGUGGUUGGUAUCGACGUCUGCGGCGUAGUCCAGCCCGUCGAAGGACAGUCAGUGCGGGUACAUCCGAAUGCUAACGACUACGGUGAAGAGGUCACCGACCCCUUGAUCAUCCACACUUUCCAGCGUGCUGUCUCUUGCGGCGUGCACCGUACCGUGCAUGCGGCUGAGGCGGGACCCCCAGUCACCGUGUUGCGUGCCGUUCGAGAACUCCAUGCCGAGCGCAUCGGCCACGGCUACCGGGCAGUCGCUGAUGGUGGCGACGCCUACCGGCAAGCGUUGGCGGCGGGGGUCCACUUUGAGUGCUGCCCGACGAGCAGCUACCUCACCGGUGGCGUAGACCUCAACGCUGCGGAGCACCCCAUAUUGAAGCUCCGGCGUGACGGCGCAAGCUUCUCGCUGAACACCGACAACCCGACCAUCACGCACACGACGUUGGACGACGAGUACCGACUGGCGCUGAAGCUCGGACUGACGCCCGACGACCUGCUGCAAUGCAAUCGCUCGGCCAUAUCCGCCAGUUUUCUACCUGACGACGAGAAAUGGGAACUGGAGCAAAAGUUCAACCGACUCACCUGUCCGGACUCGGCGAACGCAUAGGAGGCCGCUGUUGUUCGCUCUGUGCGAUUAAAACAGUAAAUAAAACACAGUGAUUUGCAGGGUUUGGAGACAGGGGAGUAUGGAGGUAAUUGAGACAUUCUUACACCCUCAAGCCAGUAAAGCUGCUUUGUUUUGAGUGCGAUUAGCAUUAUUUGGAAACUUAA
Dermacentor silvarum is the source of this 1357-nucleotide messenger RNA. RefSeq names its product adenosine deaminase. The record is from RefSeq and is a predicted model, not a curated record. The transcript has 8 exons. Gene Ontology annotation, biological process: hypoxanthine salvage; adenosine catabolic process; inosine biosynthetic process. Lineage: Eukaryota; Metazoa; Arthropoda; Arachnida; Ixodida; Ixodidae. Gene Ontology annotation, cellular component: external side of plasma membrane; cytosol. The coding region runs from base 81 to 1193 and encodes 370 amino acids. Gene Ontology annotation, molecular function: adenosine deaminase activity.